This is a messenger RNA of Yarrowia lipolytica CLIB122, 801 nucleotides long. The record is from RefSeq and is a predicted model, not a curated record. NCBI's taxonomy places the organism in Eukaryota, Fungi, Ascomycota, Dipodascomycetes, Dipodascales.
AUGAAGUUGAAUAGUACCGUGGUAAUCGACAAAAGGUGGGUUUUCAAUGGUACUGUCUGUCAAUUGUGGUACUUUUCGUUUAGUUCACGCAAUUCUCCAAACAAAUCUGUCCCACGACUAGAAUAUGAGAGUGGUUGUGUGAGCCCCUUGACAUCUCGGGCUAACUGCGGGUUUCGCAAGAGCUCCUGGAUCCAGUGUGGCUCGCUUGCCAACGGUGGUCAGCUGGCGAGCUGGAAGUGGGUCCAUCCUGAACGGCAGAUCUUUGUACUUGAGGACAGACUGGGAGAGUCGGUUAAUGCUGCUCGAGGGCCUUGUCGACCACAGACAGUUGUACCGCAGCUUUCAUCAGGUGGAGUAUCGAUUCUGAAGAGCGACAACGUCUCCUUGCUCACGGGUAAAGGGGAGUGGUACAGUCGUUGUAGGAUAGGGAGUGAGAGAGGAACGGACGGUAUUGUGGAGAAGGGGUUUCCGAAGUGCAGAGUACACUCAGUCGAAGAUGUAAUGAGGAAAGCACUUGUGGUGGUGGUGACAAGACUGUGGUUCCACCUAGUACCCUUGAGAUCUUCUAGAUGGUGUUCCAAUACGAGUAUCGUGGGUGCAUCGGUGUGGGUAAUGACGAUGCUUAAGAGGUUGCCUCUGGAUGCUGUGUUAGUUGUACAGUGUCUCCAUCUCUCUCUGCGUCUUUCUGUGUCUGUCCGUGUCUGUCUAGGUCUGUCUGUGUCUCAAUAUCAGUCUGUCUGUGUGCUUUCGGGCCAUUUAGGAGGAAUACUUGGAUAUGGAUAUCUGAAUUAUUUAUCUUGA